Messenger RNA from Dermacentor silvarum, 2602 nucleotides. RefSeq names its product MARVEL domain-containing protein 1-like. Bases 158 to 763 code for a protein of 201 amino acids. The transcript has 5 exons. Lineage: Eukaryota; Metazoa; Arthropoda; Arachnida; Ixodida; Ixodidae. Gene Ontology annotation, cellular component: membrane. The record is from RefSeq and is a predicted model, not a curated record.
CACUGCAGCUGCGUUGGCUCGCCUGGCCGGCCGGGGCCUCACCAUAUGUUCAGGUUCUAUUUCCAUCAGCGAACUACGGUCACUGUCGCUGGUCUAUCGCCUCGGCUAUGAAUCGGCGAGUCCUCUGCACAGAGGCCACCGCUGCAGUCGAGUAUUGAUGUUGCAAGAGAUGACCCGCGACGCCGAGAUGAACAACCAGAACACCCAGAAGACGGAAACGAACACCUCGCGGUCCGCCAGGGUUACGGCGACGGUGAAAGUCGAGCCGGUGGCCGUGGGAGAAGGACUUAGGCUCAACCCGUACUACUUCAAAACUGUCCCCGGAAUCCUAAAGCUGAUUCAAGUGUUAUUCGGCAUGAUCUGCCUGGGCUGUGCCUCCCCGGCGCUGAUCGGCUACGCCCGGUUCUUCCUGUUCGUGGCGGCGCUCUGCUACAUCGUCACGGUCCUGCUGUGUAUCAUCUACGUGCUGGGCGUCAACACGGCCCUGUCGGCACUGCCCUGGCUGUUGGGCGAGCUGGCAUACACGGUGACAGCUGUCGUCCUCUACAUCAUCGCAUCGGUAACGCAGCUGGUGUCGCAGUCAAGCUACUACGAAACUUGGCCUACUAUGUUCAGUGCUCUCAACGGCCAAUACAUCGCUGCUGGCGUGUUCGGGCUGCUGCAGGCGAUCGUGUACGGAGCCGGAGCGUUCCUGCUGUUCCAGGACUGGAAGGCGACUAGGCCGCCCCCGCCACCCCCGCAACCGCCGCGCCCUGCCAACUGAGAGCGGCCAGCGACGCGCCGAGAAGUGGACGCCUGUUGCCCCUACGGGGCGCUUCCUCCCAGUUUUUUUUUUUAUUAUUAUUAUUUUUUUUGCUGGCCCAGAACCGAGACGAGGUGGGCCACGGCUGCCCACGCACUAACAGAGAAGACACAGCACUCACGGACCGCACACGACACUGCUUGCGGUUCCAAUUACGAGCGCACCGUCUGUCUGUAUAGCCCGCCGUCCUCUACUCGAGUCGAAGGACCAAGCGAGAGAGAGAAGAAUAUUACUCUGCGCAUUUUUUUUUUUUUUAGUUCGCAACUAUAUUCCUUGUAGUCAUCUCGUUUAUUGCGACCAGUCAAGUUUUCACUCACGUUAAGUAUGUGGCGGUUGCUAUUAGCCGGCACGUAUACAUCCCAUCCCUUUGUAUCCUCAAGGCUGUAUAACGACGAACUCACUGGCACACUGGCGUGCCGUCAUGAGAUUCUCAAACAGAUUAUUAAAAACUGAGUGCUGCCUGAGUUCUUGUGAAGGUUGUAUUCCGCGCUAACAAUGGUGGGAGUGGGUUCCGACGCGAUCGGGGGCAUUAUGCUUAUACCUCCUCGCAAUGGAUCAAAGGAAGAGUCUUUCCUUCAUUGCGUGUGCGCGAUUCUGGCACUGCAAGGCGCCACAGUCGCUGGCAACCAAGCCAAGACACAGAGACUCCCUCAUUGGGCACCUGUGGAGGCAUAUGCGGCUUGUUCUUCAGCGCUGUUAGAUAAGUACCUGGCUAUGUUCAUGGAUUAUUUUCCUGGAAUUAGCUAUUCGGCUUUUUGGGCAGCGAGGGCAUGCCUACGAUUGAGCUAUUUGUCGAAGUUGAAAUAGUUACGGUGUUUGUCGCCCUCCUCUCUUCAAGAACAAAUUGGUGGAUGCCCGAGCCAAAAUGAUCUAUUAAGAAAAACUAAUUUGACAUGAUUUAGGUUCGAAACUCGAAUAACUCGAAAGAAAAUAACAACACUGACGAAUGCUGAAUUAUUGGGAAUGUCGGAUUAUAGCUUUUCCCCCAGUAUAGCUAUAAACAGGCUCAUGAAGCUUGAGCUGAUUUGAUAGGCGUAUCUAUUAGCCCUGUACUAAACCAUUGGGGCAUUUGUAUGUCGACAGAUUUGGAGAUGAAGUUAUUGAGGACGGAGCUCCGUUGAACCGCCGUCCAAGUUGGAGUAGCUGCACAACUGCUUCCAGAGGAGUACCACCACGACAGCUUAUUUUGAGGGGUGACUCACUGCAAAAUACUGUAGAGCCGCUGUGUUGCACAGAGCUUCACAAGCCCCACGUUGGUAGCGUAUAGUUGAAGCACUCGUGUACACAGCUUUGUUUCAAUUUCCGUGCGCUUCCUUCUUUAAUGACAUGCCCGUAAGCAACGAACGCUGCACGGAGUUUUCCAAAAUAGUGUUAUUUUGUGCAUACAAAGGUUUACUUUUAUGUCUUCGUUCCUUGUUGAGAAUCCAGUUCAAGAAAAUAUCAGAUUUAUUUUAAACGCUUGGUUGAAGCAGGAGAUAUCUGUAUAUACUGCUAGGUGCAAUAAUUUCGUGUUUACCUUGCUGCAGCGUGUUUGCAUGUGUUUAAGAUAUCAUUACUAAUCCGCAAUACUUAGUACUUCUGCCGCUUAAUAUGUCUCGUGGCAGAACAGCUUGCUUUUUUGUCGACGAAAACAAGACACGUGUUGAUGUUGAUCGUGUUCUGGCGCAGAGACCGCGCGGCUUAGUUGAUCGAUUAAUUGGGAUUUUUUGACGAUACAUUUACGCACUAACAAAUGUCUGAACUCGCCAUUCUUGUCUCACUCAAAUGAAAUAAAUGCACGUGCAAUCGCGCACUUUUAUA